Messenger RNA from Daldinia loculata, 1113 nucleotides. Its product is annotated as glutathione S-transferase. Bases 352 to 1005 code for a protein of 217 amino acids. The transcript is spliced from 3 exons. The record is from RefSeq and is a predicted model, not a curated record. NCBI's taxonomy places the organism in Eukaryota, Fungi, Ascomycota, Sordariomycetes, Xylariales, Hypoxylaceae.
CUCCUAAUAAAAAUAAAUAUUCGAAAAAUAAUUAGUAAAUCAUAAAUAAUACACCAUAAAUAAAGGUUUACUUAAAGAGGUUACCACCAUUCUCGGACAAAGCAAUUCUCAGACGUGGUGGUAAAAGCAACGCAAGGGUCACCUGCUGUUGCCGUCACAACGACAGCGGUUUGAUCUUGCCCGGUAUCCGAUGAAGUACGCGACGAGGGCUCCGAUUGGUUUAAGGCCCGCAAAGUAAUCCAAGUAUAUUGGUCAAGAUAUAUAUUUACACCUGACCCAACCAAUAAACGGCUUGGUCCUUUUUACCAGUCUAUUAAGCUCCGUUACUAUUCCUGCUACUGUCUUAAGUGAAUGUCGAGGGAAGAUGAAAUUCGAGGUGGUCCAAGGCGACCUAGCCUACGAUGGCCGCGUCAUUUUGUAUAUCAUCAAAGGCCAGCUGAUGCAACGAAUUAUAUCAACUACAUGAAACCGUUGAUGUUAGCUGAGGAACUCCAAAUUGAUCACGUUAUCUCCUUAAUCGACACCAAGUCCGAUUGGUACAGACGGAUUCACCCGGAGAGAUACGUGCCAGCCAUUAAAGACUGGUGUCCUGUGACCAAGACUGAGAUCAGUGUCUUUGAGAGCACUGCAUGCCUGCAGUACCUUUCAGAAAGAUACGACGAGAAUGGUUCCUGGACUGGGAGAAAUGCGGCAGAGAAAGCCGCAGUCCUAUCAUGGACCGCGUAUCAAACGGCUGGACUCGGAUUGCACGAGAACUGUGUCAAACAAUGGGAUAUUUUAGAGCGACGACUAGAUAUCCCUGAUCAAGAUUAUAUCGCUCUCCCCGAUAGACCAACGCUGGCAGAUAUAUCAUAUUUUCCCUUUUCUAUGCCAUGGAUGUUUAAAUUUCUUAAUGUGGAUUUGGAAAAAUACCCCAAUAUCAAAUCAUGGGGGGACAGAAUGAUAUCAAGGCCAGCGGUGAAGGCGGUAUUAGAACGUGUACCAACAUAUGGCCAUGACUUAUGAGUUUUAAGGGGCAGCUUCAGAUUUGUUUAUAAACAUAUUCAUAUCCGAAGAGGUUAAAAGACGAUUUUCAUACAGCAUUCACGUCUAGUGCUCGUGAGACUAUAUAUA